GUGGGUCAACUGGUCCCCGGAACCAGACCAGCUCAGCCUUGGCGUCUGGCCCCUGGGCCAAGAUCAGGCCCUCAAGGCUUGGAGUCCGUUCUGUGAGGACUGAGAGCCACAUGCAGAGGGCCAAGGCCCAACUGAAUGUUUUCCUGCCGCAGCCUGAGACCACGGGGCUCGCUCGUCAGGGUCCUGUGAUGGGGGUUGAGAGCACACCCUUGCACGGACAAGGGGGCCACGGCCUGAGACACGUGUGCAGGCCCUGCCACGGCCAUCGGCUCCCCUGGAGCCCAGCUGCUGCCACGGGGAGACCAGGUGCCUUCAUUAGCGCCGUGCCUGUGACCGGGGAGUCCUUCUGCGACUGUGACAGUCAGAGUGAGGCCUUCUGCGGCAGCCUGCACGCUGCCCACCGGGGCAGGGACUGCCGCUGCGGGGAGGAGGACGAGUAUUUUGACUGGGUCUGGGAUGACCUGAAUAAGUCCUCAGCCACCCUGCUGAGCUGUGACAACCGGAAGGUCAACUUCCACAUGGAGUACAGCUGUGGCACAGCGGCCAUCCGGGGCACCAAGGAGCUGGGGGAGGGCCAGCACUUCUGGGAGAUCAAGAUGACCUCGCCUGUCUACGGCACUGACAUGAUGGUGGGCAUCGGGACAUCGGACGUGGACCUGGACAAGUACCACCACACGUUCUGCAGCCUGCUCGGCCGGGAUGAGGACAGCUGGGGCCUCUCCUACACGGGCCUCCUCCACCACAAGGGCGACAAGACGAGCUUCUCCUCCCGGUUCGGCCAGGGCUCCAUCAUUGGCGUGCACCUGGACACCUGGCAUGGGACGCUGACCUUUUUUAAGAACAGGAAGUGCAUAGGUGAGGGCGUGACUCUGACAUGUGCCUGCAGAGCGUGGCUGCCACUGAGCUCCUGGAGUGGCAGCCACCAAGCUGCAGAACAAGAGGUUCUACCCGAUGGUGUGCUCCACGGCGGCCAAGAGCAGCAUGAAGGUGAUCCGCUCCUGUGCCAGCAUCACCUCCCUGCAGUACCUGUGCUGCUACCGCCUGCGCCAGCUGCGGCCCGACUCUGGGGACACGCUCGAGGGCCUGCCCCUGCCGCCCGGCCUCAAGCAGGUGCUGCACCACAAGCUGGGCUGGGUCCUGAGCAUGAGCUGUGGCCACCGCAAGCCCCCUGCGCCCUCGCCCACAGCCAAUCCCAGCAGCCCCGAGACCCGGCGCUGCCAGAGGAAGCGCUGCCGAAGGACCUAGCUUGUUUCCCAGUGAAAACUGCCUUCUACAGCUGGGAUGGCGUUUUCUCUGUUUCUCCCUUUGGACCACCCUCCAGGGCAACAGGAGAGGGAGGACUGAACCAAGGUUUGUCUCGGCUGCCCCCCUGCCACCCGGCUGGGAGAGGCCUUGCUACAGGGGCUCCGGGGCCGUUACCCUGUGAUCCGGAGACCCGGACUUCCUAGUCUGUCUGCUUCCUGUGCCGGGUGUCGGAGCAGCCACUUUCCUUCUCAGAGUCUCUGGGGAGCUGCUGCCCCAGCAUGUCUAGACUCGGGCUGCAGGCCUGGGAGACUCGUCUGCUGCCUGUGAGGAGGACGGCUUCGUGAGAGGUCGGCUCUUCCUGCUGUCGCCGCCGGCCUUGGGUUUUUCUUAACUUGCUUUGCAUGUUGUCAGCUGCUGUUCCUCUCGUCUGAGGCUGAAAACGACCGUAAUAAACUUAGAGUUUACGUCUGA
This is a messenger RNA of Eubalaena glacialis (North Atlantic right whale), 1716 nucleotides long. It is a transcript of the gene SPSB3, whose product is annotated as splA/ryanodine receptor domain and SOCS box containing 3. Gene Ontology annotation, biological process: proteasome-mediated ubiquitin-dependent protein catabolic process. The transcript has 6 exons. Gene Ontology annotation, molecular function: protein binding. The record is from RefSeq and is a predicted model, not a curated record. NCBI's taxonomy places the organism in Eukaryota, Metazoa, Chordata, Mammalia, Artiodactyla, Balaenidae. Bases 111 to 1448 code for a protein of 445 amino acids. Gene Ontology annotation, cellular component: SCF ubiquitin ligase complex.